Messenger RNA from Trichoderma virens Gv29-8, 5094 nucleotides. RefSeq lists its product as uncharacterized. The coding region runs from base 1 to 5094 and encodes 1697 amino acids. The transcript has a single exon. Gene Ontology annotation, molecular function: D-type glycerophospholipase activity. The record is from RefSeq and is a predicted model, not a curated record. Gene Ontology annotation, biological process: phosphatidic acid biosynthetic process; cell motility; intracellular signal transduction. NCBI's taxonomy places the organism in Eukaryota, Fungi, Ascomycota, Sordariomycetes, Hypocreales, Hypocreaceae.
AUGAGCCAUCCUGAUCCCUCACCAUUAGCUGCUGGGGAGUCGAAAUCAAGUUCUCAAGAACUACCGGCGCCGGAACAACAAGACAUACCAACCGGGCUUGAUUCUAGUACCCAAGAGACUUUGCAGGUAGAUGGGGGACGUACGAUCCAUUUUGCUGAACCCGAAUUCCAGCCUCCAGGAUCGGUGCCCUUAGAAGAGCCUGAUACCCCAACCCGGUCUCGAACAAGCCUCAUGUCCAAGAUCAAAGCUCUCACAGCCAAUAACGGCUCUCAGACUCCAAAAUCGGUGAAUACACCGACGUUUCCGUCCGAAUUCGGUACACAGUCGUUCCCCAACUCUCCCACAGCCUCUAGAGUGACGACCCGAGUUCCAGAAGCUCUCAACGAAGAGCAAUCCGACGCCGAUGCCGAUGUCGAGACCGCAGAUGAGGCCGCUAUACCUGAUGCUGUCAAGAAAAACAAACGAAAGAGCCGGCGCUUCAAGAAAGGCUCCAUAUCCAACUUUCCAAACCCAAGCCGGUUUCCAAGCGACAUAGAUCCAUUCACAUUAAGCACAUAUGAUCGCCUACUGAGGCGCCGAGCAAGCAUGCCCGAUACGACACAGCCUGAUCAUGCUGUGUCUGAUGGGGAGAUUCGUGAGAGACGAAAGCCCUUUAGAAGAGGCUAUUCUUGGGUGAACAACACAAUGAGCCCUCCGGAUGAAGAUGUAGAGGACUUGGAAAACUCUACCGCUGUCGGGCGACGCAACGGGCACACACGCCGCAUCACUGUCUUUGGUGGUGGUGGAAUGUCUGAUGGAGACGCGUUGACCCCUAGGAAGCAUUUCUUCACCUCGGAGCGAGCCGAACGAGCCUCUAGCUAUGGCGCCCAGAAAUGGAAGCAGGUCAAAAGUACACUGAAGCUGCUCCGACAAAAGAAGGAGGAUCGUUUUGAUUACUACAAAUCUGCGGAACUAAUGGCUGAGUUGAGAGCUGGCGCCCCUGCUGUUCUGAUGCUUGCUAGUAUGAUUCAGCGAGACGAACACGGGAACAAGAGAAUACCUGUCCUUCUGGAACAGCUGAAGCUCAAGAUUAAGGACAGCUCGCCCAUGCCGGAUGAUGAUAAAGAGCGCCACUGGAUAUUCACAAUCGAGUUGGAGUACGGAAGCGGCCCGAGCAGGAUGAACUGGCUGGUCAUCAGAACUAUCCGGGAUAUCUAUAACCUACAUUUCCGGUACAAGUUUGCCCUGAACAACGACAAAUACAUGCUCGGGAAAGAUCUCGGCGGCCGUCCCAAGCAGCCCAAGUUCCCCUAUUCAGCCUUCCCUUACCUUCGUGGUGCUCGCAACAAGGGAGACGAGAGUGAGGACGAUGAGCAGGCUGACCAGGCUAGUGGUCGUGGUGAGGAGACUGCUGCUGAGAUGACAGCUGCCGAAGAUAUCGGCGAAGGACCGCAUCAACAUUCGAGAAAGAAGUCUCGGGGCAAUUUUCUCGGCAUGCGGCGAAGAUCCACCGGCUUCACCGAUGCAGGUGAAAUGUCCAUGGCCGAGAAUGCUGGCCUCGAUAAAGAGACCCGUAGACAGCGCUACGUGGAGAAGCAAAGGCGUAUCCUGGAGAAAUAUCUCUCUGAGAUGAUUCGAUGGCUAAUGUUCAGGGCUGACAGCAACCGCCUUUGCCGAUUCCUUGAGUUAUCGGCUCUGGGCGUUCGCCUGGCUGCCGAAGGAAGCUAUCAUGGGAAAGAGGGGUACCUCCAUCUCCAAAUGUCCAAGGGCCUUGAUUUCCGUCGUGUUCUGACCCCGGCAAAAGUCAUUGCUCGACACAGCCGUAAAUGGUUCCUCGUCAGGCAGAGUUACAUUGUGUGUGUGGAAUCGCCAGAGAACAUGAACAUUUAUGACGUUUAUCUUGUCGACACCAAGUUUAGCAUCGUGUCUAAGAGAAAGGCGCUGAAAAAUAUCGGCUCCAAGAAGAAGAAGACCGAAGACGAAAUGAAUAUGGAGCCAUCUCCCGAGAAACAUCACACGCUGAAAAUGCGCACAUCGGACCGUAAAAUACGGCUCUUCUCGCGUUACCAAUCGGUGUUGCGGCAGUUUGAGGACUCCAUCAACGAAAUGCUGAAGCAGACUAUUUGGUUCCAGAAGAAGCGGUUUGACAGCUUUGCACCUGUUCGGUCUGGUGUGUUUGCCCAGUGGCUGGUCGAUGGGCGGGAUUACAUGUGGAAUGUGUCGAGAGCCAUCAAUAUGGCACGGGACGUCAUCUACAUUCAUGACUGGUGGCUGAGUCCCGAGCUGUAUAUGCGCCGGCCUGCGUGUAUCAGCCAGAAAUGGCGACUGGAUCGACUACUCCAGAAGAAAGCAAGAGAAGGCGUCAAGAUCUUUGUGAUUAUCUAUCGAAAUGUCGAGGCGGCCGUCCCCAUUGACUCUGAAUACACCAAAUUCUCGCUCCUCAAUCUUCAUCCAAACAUCUUCGUUCAGCGAUCCCCAAACCAGUUCAAGAAAAACCAGUUCUUCUUUGCGCACCACGAAAAGAUCUGCAUUGUCGAUCACGACGUGGCAUUCUUGGGUGGUAUAGAUCUUUGCUUUGGCCGUUGGGACAGCCCACAGCACCCUAUAGUGGAUGACAAGCCGACGGGAUUCGAGCCAUCUGGGAUGCCCAAGGACUCUGAACACGUACAACUGUUCCCCGGAAAGGAUUAUUCGAACCCAAGAGUCCAGGACUUUUUCAACCUACACGAGCCGUACGAGGAAAUGUACGACCGGGGCAAGGUUCCCAGGAUGCCAUGGCACGACAUUUCCAUGCAAGUGGUCGGACAGCCCGCUCGAGACUUGACUCGCCAUUUCGUCCAGCGAUGGAACUACCUCCGUCGAGGGCGAAAGCCAACCAGGCCGUUGCCAUUCCUGUUGCCACCACCCGACGCGAAAUUCGAGGAUCUCGAGGCUCUGGGUUUGACAGGCACUUGCGAAGUACAAAUGCUGCGGUCUGCGUCAAAUUGGUCAUUGGGUACCGAUGACACUGAGCAUAGUAUCCAAACCGCCUACGUCCACAUGAUUGAAGAAUCGGAACAUUUUGUUUAUAUUGAAAACCAGUUCUUCAUUACGAGCACAGAGGCGUAUGGGGCCAAGAUCGUCAACCGCAUCGGAGAUGCCCUGGUUGACCGCAUCAUUCGCGCUCAUAGAAAUGGCGAAGACUGGCGAGCGGUCAUCAUCAUACCUCUCAUGCCAGGCUUUCAGAACACUGUUGAUGAGCAAGAAGGCACUAGCGUCCGAUUGAUUGUCAUGUGCCAAUAUCGCAGCAUCUGUCGAGGAGAGCACUCCAUCUUCGGACGCCUCCGUGCUGCGGGUAUCGAGCCCGAGGACUACAUAAACUUCUACUCGCUCCGUCAGUGGGGAGUGAUGGGGAAUGAAGCUCUUGUAACUGAGCAGCUCUAUAUUCAUGCCAAAGCUAUCAUCGUGGACGACAGAGUUGCGUUGAUUGGCUCUGCGAAUAUCAACGAACGGUCCUUGCUUGGUAGCAGAGACUCGGAAGUUGCGGCCAUAGUCCGUGACAACGACAUGUUGUGGUCCAAAAUGGCCGGCAAGCCUUACAAAGUUGGUCGAUUUGCCCACACUCUUCGGAUGAGGUUAAUGAGAGAGCAUCUUGGCUUGGAUGUGGAUGAAAUCCUAGAGCAAGAGCGAGAAGCAGAGGAAAUGAACGAGACCAACUUCGAGCAGGAGAUGGAUGCUAUAUACGAAGAGGGCACAACGCCUGUCGGCGAAAUGUCCAGCCCCAAGGCUCCGUCACUGCCUAUUAAUAAUCUUCGUUUGCCCAGCUUCAACCACGAUCUUGAUCUUGCGACAGUGGAGGCCACCCAAGACCUGGACUCCUCUUCCUUGAAAGGAAAAGAGGCUGAGAUCGACCCUCGUGUCACUGACAAGGACCACCAGCUGGAUUUGUCAGGGUUCGGCCCAGACCACUGGAAGUCGGCAGAAAAGUCGGGCGCGGAUGAAGGUCGAGAUUCUGUUCUGGUUGAUGGUCGUGAGGUUCUCUUACACGAUGGGAAGCGGUCUACGGAGACACACCAAGCCCCUCUGUCUCCUACUUCGCGCCGCCACCACACUGCACACCAGGAUCUCAACGAUAAGCCUGGCACCUCAUCCGCACCUCUUCCCCCAGCUAGCAGGAACGGAGCGGAGAGCCUGGCUACAGGUGCGCCAGCGGUGCCAUUGCCAGUCCUUGAUGACACAAACAUCGGUGGCCCUCCUUCGCAUCUUGAUCCCAAGACAGGCCGUCAAACGAACGAGCCAUUCCAUCCGAUGGCCGCAGAUAUUCUGCCUGCUCUCAUUGACAAAGACUGUAUGCAAGAUCCAUUGGAUCCCACCUUUAUGGACGAAAUCUGGAGUCGGUCUGCGCGCAACAAUACAGUGCUCUACCGCAGGGUUUUCCGCUGCAUGCCUGAUUCCAAAGUUGGCACUUGGGCUGAGUACCGUGAGUAUAUGGAUUACAACGUAAAGUUCCUCGCCAGCAUGGAGGGGAAGCCUGCCGGAGACGAAACUGAGCUUCGCCGUGAGGCAAGCCGGCAGCGCACCCCUGUUGAAGAUGCAGCUGUAAAGCAGGGCGACCAUCCCAAGAUUCAGCUGCCCGAGGAUAAUGGUGACGAUGAAAACGAGAAGCCUGCUUCUCGUGGCAGCAGUGGAGAGGAGCUGGCCCUCCGCCCUCCCACCACCGAUGGAGCAACUGACAAUCAGGGCUCGCUAGAACCACCCUCGCCUGUUUAUUCACCGGGAGAAGUACCGUUCCCUGCCAUGGAUACUUCUCCCUCGAAAUCAGUCUCACGAAGCAAAAGCAGAGACCGUAGACCGACUUUCUCAAACAUCGAGAAGCCGUCAUCCAGGGACACUAAUGCUGCUCCUCCUCUGACGCCAGCUGCUAGUGCACCAGUCAAGCGUCGUCGCCGGGCUACCACUAAGGGGAGCCGUCGUGGAGGCUUGAUUGAAGAGAUGCCAACGCGUGCCGAGGCUGAACAGCUUUUGGAGAUGGUUCAAGGAAAUUUGGUUGAAUUUCCAUACGAUUGGCUGCUUACAGAGGAGCACAAUGGGAACUGGGGUUAUCAGGUCGAUGGAGUGGCUCCCAUUACCAUUUAG